AUGGACUCACCUGGCGACCCCGAUAUUCUUCGUGUCUGGACUCUACUUUCAGAGGUCUCCGAGCAACUGAGCCACAACCGGUCCACCGCCGUCAAUGUGCAUUCACUUUCCGAUGGCUCCAAGGCGCAAGCGAUCCAUUCGCAGACGGGCUUUGUCCUACGCCGAUUCAACACGGACAAGCCGAAAGAGGUGUACGACGCCGAGCUGGAGCGGAUGAACAACGCGAUGUCCGCCGAGAACCUCGCCCUCCUCAACGACAACCGGCAGCUCAGCGCCCUCAUCCGCGAGUACGAGCAGACCCUCGAGAACGUGAUGGCCACGUUCCGCACGCGGGCGCACGAGGUGCAGCAGCGCGAGCUCGCGCUCAUGCGGCACUACGAGCGCAUCCUCAUCCAGCACGAGACGGAGGCGGUCGAGGAGUCGCUGCGGGUGAGCAACGCGCGCUCGGAGAGCCUCGCCCGCGCGGGGCGCAUGCUCCGCGCGGUCAUGCGCCGCAUGCACGGCGAGGACGUCGCCGCGUACGAGGCGUACGUCGCGCACCAGAACGCGAUCGCGAACGAGAAGCGCCGGGAGGCGUCCGCUGCGAGCGCCGGGGUGCGCUCGCGGCAGACGAGCGCGGAUGAGCACGCGGUGGACGUGGGCGAGGGUCGGGUGGAGGAGGCAGAGGCGGAGCGAGCGGAGGAAGCGGAGAAGGGGGAGGACGUCGAACUCGACCUCGACCGGGUGCUGGAGGAGGAAGACGACCUGGAGAAACGGCUCGCCGCGGCGGACUGGGCCCUUGAGCGGGAGAUUGAGCUCGCUCGGCUCGAGCGUGAGCAUGAAGAGCUCAUCGCGCUCGCCAAUGGCCUCCUCCAGCCCCUACCCACACAAACUCCAGAGCCCGCUGCUCCUGCGGCGCCCGCUCCAGCCCCGGUCCCAGUCCCGGCUUCGGCCCCUCCUCAGGAACCUGACCAUCCGACGAUCGAAGCGGUUGCUGGUGGCCCGCGCGGCUCGGUGGGUCCGUUCGGAACGUACAAGCAGUCGCCGGGCGCGCGCAUCGGCUAG
This is a messenger RNA of Epithele typhae, 1044 nucleotides long. RefSeq lists its product as uncharacterized. The transcript has 6 exons. Bases 1 to 1044 code for a protein of 347 amino acids. Lineage: Eukaryota; Fungi; Basidiomycota; Agaricomycetes; Polyporales; Epitheliaceae. The record is from RefSeq and is a predicted model, not a curated record.